AUGGCCAACAUCUGCACCCUGAGCAUCCUCCUGAGCCUCCUGGUCCCCACUCCUGCCACCCGCUCACCAGACUGUGGGGGCAUCCUCACCCCUGCAGGACUCAGAUACUUCGCUGAAGUUUCCAAGCCCCAUGCAGAGUCAGUCCUCAGGCAGGACCUGGUGGUCCCGGCAUCCCCAAGCUCCUUUCUCACCUCUCCGAAGCCCAGCAGGAACCAAAUUAACUCGGUCAGGGUGUCCGAGCUGUCCCUGUCACUCAUCCCUGACUCUGGGCUGCGGCUGAGCAUCAGCGCCGACCUCAGCAUCUCCUCCUCCCCCUCCAGCCCCAGGGGGAUGCGGCUCUCCAUCCUGGCUGACCUCCACGUGGAGAUGAACACUGAAGGGAACCUGGAGCUGGUGACCUCUGCCUGCAAACCCACCCUGGAGGAGGAGCAGAGCUCUGAGGAGAUGGGAAGCAAGUCCUCCGGCAGUUCAGAGCUGGACAAGGAGAUUAACAUCGACAAGAUUUGCCUGGAAGUCUCCAAAUUGCUGCUGCUGCCAAACGAGCGCCUGAUCUCCCUGACGGCCCAGUUCCCAGUCACACCGAGCUGCCAAGCCCAGUACCUGCCCCUGGCUGCCCCCGUGUUCUCCGAGCAGGGAAUCACCAUAUCCUUGCAAACAACGUUCCAGGUGGCAGGGGUGGCAAUUCCCCUGCCAGUCAGCCCCGUGCCCUUCAGCAUGCCUGAGCCAGUGAGCUCCAGCCCUUCCCACCUCACCCUGGCCUUCUCUGAGCACUUCUACACCAGCCUCUUCUCUGCCCUGGAAAUGGCCGGAGCCUUCAACCUGACCCUCCUGAGCCCACUGACCACCUCCAGCAUGGCAGAGCACAUCCCCCAGAUGGGCUCCCUCUUCCAGGAGGACGUCCCAGUGGUGCUGCAGGCUGUGUUCAGGAGUUCUCCCCGCGUGGUGCUGGAGGAAGACAAGGCAGCCCUGAGGCUCUUCCUCACCAUCCAGGUCGGGACAGGAUCACCAACUUUCCAGAGCUUCCUCAGCAUCAGCGUGGACAUGACUGCAGGGCUCCUCCUCAGCGUGGCAGACACCAGGAUGAUGAUCUCUGCAGCUGGGACAGAGGAUGUUGAGCUCAGCCUGGCUGCCUCCAACGUGGGCCCCGUGCCGGCUGCUGUGCUGGAGGAGUUGUUUUUGGCCACGAUCCGUGAGGAGGUCCCAGCACAGACCAAUGUGGUCCUGAACGAAGGAGUGUUCCUGCCCCACAUCUCCAGCUUUACCUACACGGAUGUCAGCGUUGGGAUCCACAAGGAUUACGUCUCAGUUUCCUGCAACCUGGAGUUCCAGGAGAGGCCUGGGGAGCACAGCACCAAGGUCUGA
This is a messenger RNA of Calypte anna (Anna's hummingbird), 1362 nucleotides long. It is a transcript of the gene BPIFB2, whose product is annotated as BPI fold containing family B member 2. Gene Ontology annotation, molecular function: lipid binding. The transcript is spliced from 15 exons. The coding region runs from base 1 to 1362 and encodes 453 amino acids. The record is from RefSeq and is a predicted model, not a curated record. Lineage: Eukaryota; Metazoa; Chordata; Aves; Apodiformes; Trochilidae.